AUGUACGGAACCUGUGAGAUCGUGGUCGGCCUCUACCACAUCCGCGGCCACCUGAAGACCGGCACCAUAAGGCACACUCCACCCGGAGGAUUGAUGAGCUCCGCUGGGAGUCCUUACGCGGCAAUGUGUGUCGCGAAAUCCAUUGGAUUCCGAUCAUGUCAACCCUCCACUAAAGGCCGUUGCGGCUCGGACCGCCACCUUGCCCGCAGCUAUUGUGCAGAACGCCUCGAAUACAAUCGAAGUACUGUACCUUCGUCCUUUCCGUCCGAGACUCAGAAUCUCCAAGAUGAUUGUGCUAAGGUGCUAGCCAUUGACGACGAUGAACUAGAGAACCACAUCGCGGAUUUACAAGCCUCGCAUUCAUCCUAUAUAGCUGGCACGAUUUACGGCUAUGAGAUCACGGAGCGGGCUAAUCAGGUGAAAUAG
Penicillium lagena is the source of this 426-nucleotide messenger RNA. RefSeq lists its product as uncharacterized. The record is from RefSeq and is a predicted model, not a curated record. The transcript has a single exon. The coding region runs from base 1 to 426 and encodes 141 amino acids. Lineage: Eukaryota; Fungi; Ascomycota; Eurotiomycetes; Eurotiales; Aspergillaceae.